Molecule: messenger RNA, 4404 nt
Organism: Penicillium maclennaniae
Lineage: Eukaryota; Fungi; Ascomycota; Eurotiomycetes; Eurotiales; Aspergillaceae
Product: ABC transporter integral membrane type 1
Exons: 15
Coding region: 1-4404 (1467 amino acids)
Biological process (GO): transmembrane transport
Cellular component (GO): membrane
Molecular function (GO): ATP hydrolysis activity; ATP binding; ABC-type transporter activity
Source: RefSeq, a predicted model, not a curated record
AUGGCAUCACGAUGGCUUCGUCCCCGGACGACAGUUUGCUCUAUUGAUGUCGAGGAUCGCUUCGGACCAUUAGUCAGUGAUCUUUGUGCCUCCGGCUUCGAUUUCACCUGGUACUUCGAAUCCGUCAUUUUGACCCUGCCGGUGACGCUGUUCUUUCUCCUCUGGGCCCUCCCACGGAUUCUUUCUCUCCGUCGAGAGAGUGUCAAAACCAAAGGUGGUUACUAUGGCAUUGCAAAGCUGGUUGUAUAUACUCUCCUGGCCGUUAUCCAAGUGAUCCUCAUCGGUCUCUGGGCUUCCCCCUUGGCCACAACCACUCGCGCCACGAUCGGCACUGCUGUGGUGACGUUGCUGGCCUACAUCGUGCUAGGGGUUCUUUCUCAGUAUGAACAUUCACGCGCCAUAAGACCGUCUACCAUCAACAGCGGGUAUCUGUUUCUGUCAUCACUACUUUCCUUGGCCGAAGUUCGCACCCUGUACUUUGUCGAGACAAAUCGUGCUGUUCCCGCCCUUUACACCGUCAAUCUCUGCCUCCGCGUGGCUGCACUCGUCAUCGAGUCGAUUCCAAAGACCUCAAUUCUAAAAAGUGCCUACCAAAAUCCUCCCCCGGAGACCGCUACGGGUGUGCUGGGUCUGAGCUUCUUUACAUGGAUUAACCCUCUCUUGCUCCUGGGCAGCCGGACGGACUUGACAGUGGCGCAAUUGCCAGAGCUGGAAGAUGCGUUCUGUGCGAAAGGGCUUGGACCCAAUGGAUUGGAGACGCUCUGGAGAAAAGGUAAAUUUGUUGCUUGCGUACGGCGAAUAACCUCCGCUAAUCUCUCGUUGCUAGGCUCCAACUGGGAUCAGCCACAUAGUUUGCUCUGGGCGUCAAUGCGGUACUAUGCCGUACCUUCCUUGCUGGGAAUUCUGCCUCGAGCCUUGCAGAUUGGCUUUACCUUUGCCCAGCCGUUUCUAGUUGAUGCCACUAUCACUUGGGUCGAUGCGCCGGAUGAGUCUUACACUAUGAGCCAAGGAUAUGGCUUGAUCGGCGCUUUCGCUCUCACCUAUAUCGGCAUUGCGGUAUCCACGGCACUGGCUCAGCAUCAGGCCUACCGGUUGGUUUCCAUGAUGCGGGCUAGCAUGAUCGACAUGAUGUUCCGUCAUAUUACUGUCAUGCAGGACAGUGACAUUGAAUCCAACGCCCCGGUCACGCUCAUGAAUGCGGAUAUUGAGCGUAUCUCUUCUGGUCUGCGGUAUAUUCACGAUGUCUGGGCGUGCAUUGUUGAGAUUCCUAUCGCCUUAUGGCUACUUUGGCGCCAGCUAGGCAUUGCAGGUAUCGCUCCCAUUGUUGUCGUGAUCGUGUGUAUGUUACUGUGCAUCCUAAUCUCCGCCUUGGCUGGUCCGCGUCAGAAAUUAUGGCUGGAGGCUAUCGAGAAGCGCGUAGAUAUUACCGCACAAGUACUGGGAUCAGUCAAGGGUAUCCGAAUGGCCGGUCUGACAGACAAACUCUACAACAUCAUUCAUACUAUGCGUAUUCAUGAGGUGAAAAUGUCCAAGCGCUUUCGCCGCCUUUUGAUCUUAGUAGUCGCCGUGGCUUAUAGUAACUACUCUAUUUCCCCUCUGGCCGCCUUCCUGAUCUACUCACUAAACGCGCGGGGCCGGACUGACAUAACGCUUACCCCUGCCCGAGCGUUCACCUCGCUAACGCUCUUCACACUCCUCUCCACCCCUAUCUCUAACCUAGUCGAAGCCGUGACGGGCAUUGCUACAGCCGUCGGCUCUAUCAAACGGAUCAACCUCUUCCUACAGUCUCCCGCCCGGGGCGAUGAUGGCCCUCAAAGCACCUCAACUGUCAGCUCCGAAACCCAGUCUACAAUGAUAGCCGCGGAAUUAGAAGAAAAGAAAGUGGCAGACGUCUCCACUCGUGAAGCUCUAUGUAGCUACGACUCUUUUCUAAGACUGGACUUUAUCGCCCACGGCCGCAGCACCGGUUGGGAAGAGAACAAACAGAAUGUUAUCAACGAAGCCUCAUUCGAGAUUCGGCAUGGGACCCUGAACAUGAUUGUCGGCCCUGUCGGAUGCGGCAAGUCUACGUUCGCCCGCAUGCUACUGCGCGAGACCCCGAUUGCUACCGGAACGCUCCAUGUUAAGGCCAGAGCUAUCGCUUAUUGUGCGCAAAUGCCCUGGCUGACCAACCGUAGCAUGCAGGAGAACAUUUUAGGAGAGUCUCUCUUUGAUCUGAUGGGGGGGCAGAAGCAACGUGUGGCCCUGGCACGCGCCGUGUACUCCCGCGCGGAGAUAUUGAUCCUUGACGACGUGUUCAGCGGCCUCGAUCGCACGACUGAGGAUGUCGUCUUCAAUAACCUCCUGGCCUCUGGUGGACUCUUGCGUCGGACGGGAACAACUAUAAUAAUGACCAGCAACAACGUCUCCCGCCUCUCGUCCGCCGAUCACAUCAUCGCCCUUUCCAAGUCCGGCACAAUAGUCGAACAAGGCUCUUACAAAGAGCUGAUGGUGCGUCCGGAGAGCUAUAUCCACAGUUUGUCGGUACCGGAGGGCAGCAGACGGACCGUGGAAGAUGAUCUGGAGAUCACGGCAGUUGCCGACCCCAAUAUGCACCGACCACUUAGCCUGGCCGCCCUCGAUCUCGAAAUGCCGCCGCCUCAGGAUGGACGGCGAACCGGUGACAUGUCCAUCUACUGGUACUAUAUUCAGAUUCUCGGAUUUUGGAGGUCCCUCAUUUUCAUCUUGCUCAUUGCUUCCUAUGUGGUGGGAAUCACCUUCCCUACCAUCUGGGUUGAGUGGUGGACUGCGUCGAAUUUGAAACAUCCGAAUUCGAUGCUUGGAUACUGGCUUGGAGUCUAUGGCUGGAUUGCAGUGAUGGCAGUGUCCACGCUCGUCCUGGCUUGCUGGCAUCUGAUGUCCAACUUAGUUGCCCGCGCGGCCAAGUCCAUGCAUGCCCGACUUUUGAAGAAUGUUCUGGAUUCCCCGAUGUCUUUCUUUCACGGUACCGAUGUCGGCCAAACCGUCAACCGAUUCAGUCAAGACCUCCAGUUGAUCGACAUGGAGCUACCUCUCGCCGUCCUCAAUACCAUUCUCACCUUCUUCACCUGUGUCGCUCAGAUGGUGGUCGUAUGUGUCUCAACCAGCUACAUCGCUGCGACGAUUCCGGCCUGUUUGCUAGCUUUCUAUUUCGUUCAGCGGUUCUAUCUCCGUACCUCGCGUCAGAUGCGGUAUCUUGAUAUUGAAGCCAAAGCGCCUUUGAUCUCGCACUUCCUUGACACCCUUAACGGCUUGGUAACCAUUCGCAGUUUCCACUGGGAGGCUCAGUACCGCGAACAGAACGCCAAGUUGGUCAACGCCAGUCAAAAGCCAUUUUACCUACUCUAUGCCAUCCAACGCUGGCUGGAAUUGGUUAUCGCACUGUGCGUCGCCGGCUUUGCCAUAGUACUGGUGGGAAUUGCUGUCGCUACGCGGGGCAACCUCAGCGCCGGCUUCCUCGGUGUGGCUUUGCUGAACAUUGUCACCUUCACGGAGAAUCUGCAGGGCUUGAUCAUGCAAUGGACCGUUCUGGAGACCUCAAUUGGUGCCGUGUCGCGUAUCCGCCACUUCGAGCGCACCGUCGAAUCCGAGCACCAGGAGCAUGAAACGAUAGAUCCCCCAGUGUCGUGGCCCGACCAGGGAGCCAUUGAGUUCAAAGACGUUGUGGCCUCGUAUCGAGACUCCUCGAGCAACGCUCUUGAUCACAUCUCACUCACAAUCCGGCCUGGCGCCAAAGUCGGCAUCUGCGGGCGCACCGGGAGUGGCAAAUCAUCACUUGUCUCCUCACUCUUUCGACUUAUUGAACUGACAAGCGGCGCCAUUAUUAUCGAUGGGUUGGACAUCUCCACCCUCCAUCGCAACCAGCUCCGCGCCCGGCUCAAUUGUAUUCCUCAGGAGCCAUUCUUGCUGCCCGCUUGCUCUGUUCGCCUCAACAUUGAUCCUGGAACCACUCUCGAAGACGAUACCUUAAUCCAAGCGCUGCAAAAAGUCCAGCUUUGGGAUGUGGUCGAGACACUUGGUGGCCUUGACGCAACCAUCACAGCAGAGACAUUCUCGCCCGGGCAGAAACAGCUCAUCUGUUUUGCACGCUCUAUGGUGUGCCAGGAGGGCAAAAUCCUCAUACUCGAUGAAGCAACUAGCAGCAUCGAUACCCAAACCGAUGAGAUCAUCCAAUCCCUCAUUCGAACAGACUUUGCUUCGCAUACAGUCAUCGCGAUCGCGCAUCGCUUGGAAACAAUUGUCGACUUCGACGAGGUGAUUGUUAUGGAAGCUGGGCAUAUUAAAGAACAAGGCCCGCCGGGGGUGCUUCUGGAGGAGAAGGGCGCAUUUGCUGAGCUCUACUGGGACACUGGACGGGCUCCAAAUCGAACACCACUGGCCUUUUGA